Messenger RNA from Penicillium diatomitis, 1113 nucleotides. RefSeq lists its product as uncharacterized. The record is from RefSeq and is a predicted model, not a curated record. The transcript has a single exon. Bases 1 to 1113 code for a protein of 370 amino acids. Lineage: Eukaryota; Fungi; Ascomycota; Eurotiomycetes; Eurotiales; Aspergillaceae.
AUGUGGCUCUUUCGAGGCGUACAAUCGGCGGUCUUCUACUAUGCGACCUGUACACCAUGUGCUAUGAGCAUUGAUCGGCGGAAACGAAAGAAGGAUGCCGUUCGAAGUCAGCGCCUGAACGAGAAAGCCGCCGCCACCGAUGUCGUGACCGACCAACCCCGACCCUUUCCACAACCAACUGCCUUCAGCACAAAUCAGGGAUGGGCCGAAGAGAUCGCGCUGGGUCCAGGACCCCCCGGUCGUCGGGGCGGAUAUCGAAACCACACGCGGACUGACAGCUGGAACACAGACAACAGCUCUCCGUCUAAGAAGGACAAAGCUGCCGGUCUCAUGCAACCCUUGAACGAUCGCUGGAAAUCGAUGCGUUACCAACGUGAGGAUGAGCCACUUUGGGGACAAGAGGUCCGAGGUUCGUCGAUCGGCUUCUCUGGUCGAGGUCGCACCGAUCAACCGGAGCCGCCCAAAUACUAUGCCGCCCGGGUUCCCCCAGUCAAUGAUCUCCACCCGCCCAUCGUGAGUGGGCCCCGCAGUCGCGCCGAGACAAGAUGGAUGCUUCAGCCUCCCCCGAGUGCGAAGGUGAUGGCGGGCAAGGCCCGCGUCGAUGCGUCCUCUCCGCAGGGUUCCCGGGGUGGUUUCGAUGACUGGCCAUCCCAGAUGAUCAAGGGUGGCGUGAUCGAGGAAGACGAGGAUGAGCACGUCAACAACGAAGUUCAAGACGGUCGCGUGGAGUCCGACGCCCUACAGCAACGGUUGCCUCGCAGGCCGUCUGCAUCACACACUCGUCCCAGCUUUGACAGUGAUCUUCUCGUCAAGGGGCACCACCUACAAGACUCGCCAACAGACUCCAUGUUCUCCAUGCCCGACGAUGGUUCCUUUAGUGCGUCUUGGAAAUAUCCAGAUACCCCAACGACUCGUCCUACCUCUGAGUUUAUCGAGCAUAGCCCCAGGGUCGUUCGUCCAACCAUCUCAAAGACCCUUUCCACUUUGCCCCGCAUCGAUGGCAACAAACAGAAAGUGCACCUUUUCCAAGUGCAAAUCAGCGAUGAUCGAGACGAAUUUGGCAUUGGUCAGCUAGAACAUGUUCGUCCUUGGCGGUGGAGCAUGGACAUAUGA